Molecule: messenger RNA, 3999 nt
Organism: Poeciliopsis prolifica (blackstripe livebearer)
Lineage: Eukaryota; Metazoa; Chordata; Actinopteri; Cyprinodontiformes; Poeciliidae
Product: C-C chemokine receptor type 3-like
Exons: 3
Coding region: 112-1137 (341 amino acids)
Biological process (GO): G protein-coupled receptor signaling pathway; chemotaxis; immune response
Cellular component (GO): membrane
Molecular function (GO): chemokine receptor activity
Source: RefSeq, a predicted model, not a curated record
AGACACUCCAGUCCAACUGUCUUCAUUUUGGUACCGGAGCUCUGUUAGACUCAGAGAGACUUUCAGAGUCACUGCUUGAAGCUGCAGUGAAACACGAGAUUUUACACAAAGAUGACAGAAACAAACAAUAGUUAUAUUACCAGCAACACCUCAGAGAAGCCGGUUGGACCAUGUUCGAGGGAUGAUGAUAACAAACUGGGAGCAAAUCUGUCUUACAUUUACUACUUCAUGUUUGUCUUCAGUGUUAUCACCAACCUGCUGGUUCUGGUUAUCAUCCUUCGGUUUGAGAGGCUGUACACUGUGAUCAACAUCUUGCUGGUCAACCUGGUGACGUCGUCCCUGAUCUUGAUGAGCAGCCUUCCCUUCCAGGCCGUCUACAUGCAGAUGUCUACAUGGAUUUUUGGCUCAGCUAUGUGCAAGAUUGUCUUCAGCGUCUACUACCUGGGUUUUUACAGUUCUGUUUUCUUUCUAACUCUGCUAACAUUUGACCGUUACCUUGCUUUUGUACAUGUUAUGCCUGUAGUACAUGUAAGGAGUCGACGCAAUGCAAUCAUAUCCUGUGCAGUGGUGUGGGUGAUCAGUGGUGUGGCUUGCAUUAGGCCCAUGAUCCUGCAUGGCACCUUCAAGCAUUGGGGCACUGAGCACUGUGAGGAGUUUGCUCACAUUGAUGGUAUGAAUGUAGAGAUGCUCAAUAGAUCCGGAUUUUAUAUCCAGCUUUUUGUCUUCUUGUUCUUCCCUCUGACUGUUAUCAUAUUUUGUUACAUUAAGAUUGUGGUCACCAUUAAUAAAUCCCGAUCAACUGCUAAAUUCCAUGCAGUCAGGGUGAUAUUUAUGAUCGUAGUGUUGUUCUUCAUCUGCUGGAUCCCAUUGAACAUUGUAGAACUCCUGCAUUAUAAAUACGAGUCUGUUUUGAGCUGUGAAGCUAAAAAGAGUCUCGGUUACGCUCUUCAUGUCACCCGCAACAUGGCGUACAUUUACUUCUGCAUCAGUCCAAUGUUUUAUACAUUUAUUGGAAAAAAAUUCCAGAACCAUUUCAAACAGCUGAUGGUGAAAUGUUUCCCGAUAUUACGGGAUCAUGUUUCUUUUAACACAGACAUCAGAACAACACAGACUUCAAGAACAACACACACUUCUUAAAUUAGUCUUAAGAAGUGGGUUUAUCUCUGUGAGUUUGUCCUCAUUCACCCUGAGUCAAACCAAAUGCAAAGCAUUUAUGCUUUUUAAACUUCAGGCCAACUUUUCCGGCUGCAACAACACUCACUUUGACCUAAUGUAUUGUCAUCAUACUGAAUAAUAAUUGAAGAUAUUGGUACUAUUAAAGCUCAUGAGUAUGAGAGAUUCAAGUAUCGAACAGCUAAACCUACAGAUGGUGCCUAUAGAAUUGUUUCAUUUUGCUGUUUCAGUCGACGUUGAGUUAGCAUUUCUGUUAUAGUAAAGCUGAAAGGACACUCUUUACAUUGGGCGAGCCAGUGAGUUUUCUGGGUGUUUUUUUGGCACAAUUCUGUAUAAUUUCCCAAGCGUUGAGCAUGUCAAAAAGAACAUGUAUUCUGUCAUCUGAAAAGGGAAUGUGGCACACCUGUCGCCCUAACAAGACAAGUUGAUCAGUUUAAACUGAUAGGCCAACAGGAAGCGCAAUAAUCAGAGCAGUAGAAAAAAAGAGUAAUCCUGCCUGUGGAUGGGCUGCAGAGAGACACGAUUUGUUUACGGGUCUACAAUCUGCCAUCCAAUUCACAAACCUUGAUUUUAUGGGAGCAUUUCAAGACGGAUGACAGUUAAAAGGAAGGUCAACACAGGAGUUGGAGGCUACCUGUAUUAAAGACUGCAAACAUACAGCUAUACCUACAAUGGCAUGGAUUAGAACAAAGGGUGCCCAACUGUUAGAGCAGCAUAGAUUGUGAGUUUUGACAACGCACAGAAAUGGACAAAUUCAAAGGUGCGUUCCAGCUUUUUUGCAGAGUAAAAUGAAAUAAGAAUCAGAGUUGAAAGGCUUCGCUGGACAUAUUUCAGCCAAAUUUAUCAUAACAAUACUUAUACAGUGAUACAUCUGUAUUGUCAUAAAAUUCACAGUAAAAUCAUUUAUAAAUGGACAACUACAAUUUAUACUGUUGUAUUUAACAGUCUGUUGUUGUGUGUACUGGACAAAUUUUAUCAUCCCCUUGUAUUGUGUAGUUUGUUUGUUUUUUGCUUGGUGUGCCGUGCAUAGUAAGUGAAAAUGUAAAUAAAUCAGAAACUGGCCUGAAAUUAUGCAAAGCCAUUAAUAUAUGAGGAUAUAAGCUAUUUUUUUGUAUCCUGUACACUAAAUAAAUGUCUUCAAAAGUGUCUUCAUCAUGACUUGCUUUUUUUAAAAAUAAUAUUGCUGGGGAUUCCAGGAGAAAUUUACGCUGUCUGUCAGGUGCUGAAAAUACAAUACAAAACAAACAAACAAACAAAAACAAAUGCAAAAGAAAAUGCUGCAAACAAAAAAUUGCUGCAAUAACAGAAGCAAAAUCCUCCACUCAGCAAAACAAGUGCAAACCAAACAUGCUGGAACCACAAACAUUAUACUGCAUUCACAAAUAAGAUGCUGUCAUCACAAGAAAAAAAUGUCCUCAGAUUUUUCUUACAUCCAAGGAUAAAAUGCUCAAAAUAUCAACUAGAGUCAGAGUGACUGGUCCCCGGUGUCUUACACCAUAUAGUCCCUCUGAGUCCCCUUCAUUAGAAUCUCAAGACACCUCAGAAAAAAUGUCUUCUCCUGGACCUGAGGUUUUUAAAUUGAUAACUACAGAUACAGGCAAAUGCUGAGAGAUCAUGGAGGAAAACCUGUUAGAGCAAAGAUCUCCAACUGUCUUCUAAAGAAACUGUCUUACAGGUUUUAGAUGCAUCCCUGCUCAUACACAACUGAAUCAAAUCGGUGGAUGAGUACCAGGACUUGACGUAAUUCAAUCAUUUGACUCUGAUGUGUUUGAAGAGCAAUGUAUCUAAAACCUGGAGAACAGGAGCUCUUGAAGACUUGAGGACGGAAUCAAACCGACUCAGGUUCACCUUUCAGAGGGCAAUGACCCGAAACACACUGACACACGAUGGCAUGGCUUAGAGCAAAGUAUCCACUUGAUAGAGCAACAUGUAUUCUGUAACGUAGAAUAGGUACAAAGAGUAGAAUCAAUGGGAAAAUAUGCAAAUAUGUAAAUAUGUUAGCCAAAUCUAUCAAAUUAGUAUUUUAACAUUGUUCUUUGAAAAUGCUUUAAAGUAGUACAUUUGUUAGAGGUUGAGGAAAAGAGGGAGAAUGCACUGGAAGAAAAGAAAAGCAAAAUCAAAGCUGAGUAAUUAUUGGGAUCACAGGCAGAUGAAACAUAACUGAGCUGAAAGGGUGUUACUGAGAAUCUGUGAUUAAUUUUAAAAAUUAACAGUCAUGUUCCCCAGGUUACACGCAAGAACAUUUUGGAUUGGGUCUUUCGAUGGGAAGCUUACAGUUUGCUGUAACUCCUGUUCAAAUCUGAUCAAAACAAAAAACUUCAAUAACUGUUGGAAUUACCAGGCUUACUCUAUAACAUUAUCAGUACAGUAACAACUUCAUUCAUUUUGUUUUCAUGUGUUGUUUUGAGUGUUUUGUUAAGUGACAUCAUAACAAUGACAAAAAAAUUAUUAAUAGAAAUCAGCAACAUUACAAUCUUAAGCAGCAACAAACUGGUAUAUUACAUCUUGCUUACAUACAUGCACACUUUAUGUAAAAUCAGUGAAAAAAUAUCUGUCGCAUCUGUAUUAUAGUAAAAUAUUUCACAUAAAGUCUUUCUAGGAAAACAGCUAUUAUGUAUACAAUUCAACAAACUUUAUCCAAUAUUUGUCAGAUGAUCGGGAUGUUUCUGGUUUUGUUUUUUUUCUGUCUAUUGUGCUGCACAAUUUCUAACAUGGCAUUGUAUUUAUUUUUACUUAUAUUACUUAUAUUUUUUGUGUAUGCCAUGCAUAACAAAAAAAUAUGUAAAUAAAUCACAAACUGACUUGACAUCAUGCAAAACUAUUAAU